GAGAAAGCAAAAAUUCUGAUUCAAAGACACAUUCUCUGAAUUUUCAUUUCUGUUACAAAACCAGUGGUCGGAAAUCGAAUGGAUCAGAGAAAAGGUGAUCCAAGAAUAUACAUUAUCACUGUUCUCUUCCUUUCAUGUAUCCUCAUAGGAGGAGUCCUUUUAGGACUUUACCUGGUCCGUUCUGAUCCGAACCCUCUGUUUCUACAAGCGGGUAUGGUCUUUGUUGGUGUCCCUUGGCUCUUUUGGUUCUUGGCUUACGUUUACUCCUGCGUCCUCAAACCUUGCGUCAUCUUUGUUAGCCAGAGCACCAUCUUUAAUAGCAAGAGCGUUACCAGUUUCGAUCCGGAGAAAGGCGAUCCUAACAAGGCUCCGGAAACCGUCACGACAACUUCGGAUCCGGCGCCGAGGAAUUCACCGAGGGAAGGUGAGAAGCACGUGCAAUUCGGGAAUGUGGUGGUUCUUGGGGAUGAAGAAGGUGGAAAAGAGGAAGAUCACAACGAGAGUAGUUCUAAUAAUCUGAUUCAGGAUCAUAUGCGAAUCGAAGAAGAAGAAGAUCAAGAAAAUGGUAGAUCGAAUUCAAAGAGCGAUGAUGAUGAGAGUAGUGUCGAUGAGGACUGCGAUAGGACUCCAUUAAGAGUAUCGAACGGAAACAAAUGAUCUGAGACUGGAUGAUCGAUAUCUAUCGCUGGGAUCAAGACCUGAUCUUUUUUUCUUUCAGGUUGUGCAAACAAGAUUGAACAGAGAGAUAGAGGCUUUGAGAAAGAUACCUCUCUCGUUGACGUGUGAGUCAAGGAAUGUUGUUCUUUAAGUAAGAACUAAUUACCAUGUAAAAGACCCAUAGAAG
Messenger RNA from Arabidopsis thaliana (thale cress), 844 nucleotides. RefSeq names its product Putative membrane lipoprotein. Bases 79 to 657 code for a protein of 192 amino acids. The record is from RefSeq and is marked reviewed. The transcript has a single exon. NCBI's taxonomy places the organism in Eukaryota, Viridiplantae, Streptophyta, Magnoliopsida, Brassicales, Brassicaceae.